Molecule: messenger RNA, 3049 nt
Organism: Ictidomys tridecemlineatus (thirteen-lined ground squirrel)
Lineage: Eukaryota; Metazoa; Chordata; Mammalia; Rodentia; Sciuridae
Gene: Kcnj15
Product: potassium inwardly rectifying channel subfamily J member 15
Biological process (GO): regulation of monoatomic ion transmembrane transport; potassium ion import across plasma membrane
Cellular component (GO): plasma membrane
Molecular function (GO): inward rectifier potassium channel activity
Source: RefSeq, a predicted model, not a curated record
CGUGUGCGUGUGUGUGCAUGUGUGUGCGUGUGCGUGUGUGUGUGCGUGUGUGUGUGUGUGUGUGUGCUUUCUUUCUUUUGAGGGUCCGUGCCAUGCCAGGUAUCCCUGGAAGCUUGAACUGUGAUGAGGAUGAGGUUGGUAACCAGGACAGCUGUGGUCAAGCUCCAAAAUGGAACACAGACAGUCAAUGACAGCGUUUGAGGGGCUGGAAGGCCAGGAAAGCCUGCGCUCCGUGGACUGCCCGACCAGGUGGCUGCAGGAGGACCCCUGGUGUGGGAAGGACCCGUAGCUGGGCCAUCGAAAGACACUCACUGCCUGGUUUACAGGGGACCCCAGAAGACCCCUCCUUAGGCAUCUGCACCAAGGAUGUCACCACCUCUCACAAAAAGGCUGGACCCUAGUUCCUUCAGGUAAUUCCUCCUCAAACUUGAACCAACUUGUUUUUGACUGACACUGAGCAGUGAGAGAGUCCUCUUCCUCUGGAGAAACCCUCAGCACCCACCUUCCCCAGGGCAACCUGCGUCCACUGAGCCUUCCCUUGGCUGCCACAAUUCCACGUCUGUCCAGGAGCCUGCGCCCUCCGUCUCUGCAGGCAGGAGCAGAGUCCCAUGGUAGCCAGGUGGGUGAAGGGGACCGAGGACGUGUCACCUGCCCUGAAGAAGACUCCCUGUGACCUGCCAAGUGGUCUCAAGAGCUGGGCGAUGGACGCCAUUCACAUCAGCAUGUCCGGUGCCCCCCUGGUGAAGCACACUGCCGGGGCGGGACUCAAGGCCAGCAGACCCCGGGUCAUGUCCAAGAGCGGACACAGCAACGUGAGGAUCGACAAGGUGGACGGCAUCUACCUGCUGUACCUGCAGGACCUGUGGACCACCGUCAUCGACAUGAAGUGGAGGUACAAGCUCACCCUGUUUGCUGCCACUUUUGUGAUGACCUGGUUCCUGUUCGGAGUGGUCUACUACGCCAUCGCGUUCCUUCACGGGGACCUAGAGUCCAGGGAGUCCGUCUCCAACCACACCCCCUGCAUCAUGAAGGUGGACUCCCUCACGGGGGCCUUCCUCUUUUCCCUCGAGUCCCAGACCACCAUCGGCUACGGAGUCCGCUCCAUCACAGAGGAAUGCCCGCACGCCAUUUUCCUGUUGGUGGCCCAACUGGUCAUUACGACCUUGAUCGAGAUCUUCAUCACGGGCACCUUCCUGGCCAAGAUCGCCAGACCCAAAAAGCGGGCCGAGACCAUCAAGUUCAGCCACUGCGCGGUCAUCACCAAGCAGAACGGGAAGCUGUGCCUGGUGAUCCAGGUGGCCAACAUGAGGAAGAGCCUGCUCAUCCAGUGCCAGCUCUCGGGCAAGCUCCUCCAGACCCACGUCACCAAGGAGGGGGAGCGGAUCCUCCUCAACCAAGCCACCGUCAAAUUCCACGUGGACUCCUCCUCCGAGAGCCCCUUCCUCAUUCUGCCCAUGACCUUCUACCACGUGCUGGAUGAGACCAGCCCCCUCAGGGACCUGACUCCCCAAAACCUAAAGGAGAAGGAAUUCGAGCUGGUGGUGCUCCUCAACGCCACUGUGGAAUCCACCAGCGCCGUCUGCCAGAGCAGAACGUCUUACAUCCCGGAGGAGAUCCACUGGGGUUUCGAGUUUGUGCCUGUGGUCUCUCUCUCCAAAAACGGAAAGUACGUGGCCGACUUCAGUCAGUUCGAGCAGAUCCGGAAGAGCCCAGACUGCACCUUCUACUGUGCAGACGCCGAGAAGCAGAAGCUCGAGGAGAAGUACAGGCAGGAGGAUCAGAGGGACCGCGAGCUCAGGAGCCUUCUGUUACAGCAGAGCAACGUCUGACCCGGGGUGGCGCCUGGGCUCCCCUCCAGGGCCGUCCCCACAUCCGGGCUCCCUUCAAACACCUGUUUGCUGUGGAAAGGAAAACGUGUGACACACGCCACACACAGUGUGGACAUGCUCAGGCCGCGGGUCCCUUUCAUCUGGAGGCUCAACAAGCGCUUCCCCCUGGACAGGGUUCUUUUGAAGGGCUUCCUUGGAAGUGACCUCUAAGAAUUCAAGUUUUCUGAGAUGGGGAUGCACUUCAAAGAACGGGGUGUAGCGCAAUAGCAAUGACGUCCUGCUAAGUGACAGACAUUGAGCAAUGCUGAUCUUGAAAGGCAAUGCUUUUCCCUACAGGAAGGUCAGCUAGAAUGUGAGGUAUUUAUUUAAUCCAAGUAUCAAAGGCAUUCCUGUGGAGGGUUAAAAUGUGGGUCAGUAUUCACUUGUAUUAUUGCUCUAAAAUAGAUCUUCUUUUUGUCCAAGCAGAGAAAAUGUUAUAUAUAAUGAUGGCUAUCUGGUAAUGCUUCAAGAGGGACUGUACUCACAAAAUACAGCCAUUCCAUGUUGACCAUUCUUCAGCAGACUGAAUUGAUCAAAGCAGGAAUUAACAAUUGCAAAAACAUUCCAUGUCCCUAUGUUGUUAUUCCCACUAAAUAUUUCGAUGGGAUGUCUGAAGCCCCUUUCUAUUAAAAAAAAAAAUGUGGUUGAACAGCUGACAGCAUCAUCGGGUACCAGCUGACCUUGCAGGACUAGUGUCUGUAUCUCUGAAUAUCUGUGGAGAACUAACUCUGUGGGUCCGCUGCCUGGCCUCCAGACCCGUCCUCUCGUGAGCUCUUACAGCUGACCAAUGUUUCUUUCAGGCACUUCACCUCUUGCCUAUUAAAAUAGCUUGCCCACAAAGGAACUGCAGAGAAUUAUCCACUGAUGUCCACAGAGAGCUCUUGAGACUCGUGGCUGUCUCCUCAAGCUCAGAACACAGCUGGAUGAUCACGGUCACCAUAAAGAAAAUAUAAGUCUUAUGGCAAUACACAACGUUCGCUCAGAGGUGGUAGUUUAUGCACUUGGGUGGGCUGUGAGAGAGGAGAUGAGGGCAAGCAAUUCAUAAGCAGGAGGACCUCUUGAGCCAGACACGGUGGUGCAUGCCUAUAAUCCAAGCAGCUUGGGAGACUGAGGCAGGAGGAUCGAAAGCUCAAAGCCAGCCUCAACAACUUAGUGAGGCCCUAAGCAACUCAGUGAGACCC